CACAGGAUAAGUUGUUGUUCAAGCAUGAUCAGCCUUAUACUGACAACUCUUCUGUUUGCAGUGGUUGCGGCCGAGGGUACAAAUAUUUCAUUUUUAAAAAUACUUGUGUUAUAGAGGAGGAAAGGCCGAAGUUCACUUGUUAUCAUACGCAUGGGAUAGACUUCAACAAAGAUGCUGCAGGAACACACCCAAACUGUGGUCACUGCAUCUAUGAAGAGACGUUUGAAGAAGGUAGGCUAGUCGCGGUCUCCCGUAUGUGUGUGGGAAGACAAUGCGUCUCUUACGAGCACGUGUUUGAUGGUAACGGGCAAAACCGCAUCUGCUGUUCUGGGGACCUGUGUAAUGAAAACAAGCAAACA
Opisthorchis viverrini is the source of this 359-nucleotide messenger RNA. RefSeq lists its product as hypothetical. The annotation marks the transcript as partial. The record is from RefSeq and is a predicted model, not a curated record. The transcript is spliced from 2 exons. Lineage: Eukaryota; Metazoa; Platyhelminthes; Trematoda; Opisthorchiida; Opisthorchiidae.